This is a messenger RNA of Micromonas commoda, 399 nucleotides long. RefSeq lists its product with no specific name. Gene Ontology annotation, biological process: mitochondrial translation. NCBI's taxonomy places the organism in Eukaryota, Viridiplantae, Chlorophyta, Mamiellophyceae, Mamiellales, Mamiellaceae. Gene Ontology annotation, cellular component: mitochondrial large ribosomal subunit. The transcript has a single exon. The record is from RefSeq and is a predicted model, not a curated record. Gene Ontology annotation, molecular function: structural constituent of ribosome. The coding region runs from base 1 to 399 and encodes 132 amino acids.
AUGUCUAUCCGCGGCGUCUAUCAGCUCAUGCGUCUGGAACUCAAGUAUUGCGACCACAGCGGCAGCAGCCGUCACCUCCGCAACUUCCUCGAAAAUCACCUCAAGACCUUGCGGGAGGAGUGGUCGCACCUGGACAUCACCACGACGGUGCGACGAGGGCGGCAUCCGCACGUGACGGGAACAUAUCGAAACGGUAGACAGAAGACGGUGGACCUGAAGAACAAGGAGGAGGAGAAGAUCAGGUACCACUUGAACUUCCUGUUCACCGAGAAGGGGAGGAAAUCAAGCACCAAGUUGCCGGGGAGCAGGAGGAUCACGGAUACGCCUUCGAUCCAGGGGAGAUGGAGGCCAGGGAUGUGGGACACUCCGACAAAGAGUGCGGGGGCAGCAGCGAGCUGA